AUGUUCAAAGGAAUUCGUUUAGUUACACCAAUAAUCACAACUGGUGCAAUCAUGACAAUACCCACAUCCAAUCAAAUGAUAUUCAACGAAUCUACUAAGAAACGUAGUUUCUAUGAGGAUGAUGAAAAUGUUGUUCCAAUACCAGGGACAGUUACUCCAGCACCUGCUACUGAAUUAGAAUCUUUAGGAUCCAAUAGAAUUAUAGAUGGCAUUUCGGUACGUUCUACCCCAAGCACAGAAAACUUGUUCAAAUCUGUCAGAAAAUUCACUGAAUCAACAGUUGACAGUUUAAGGUUUUGGGCUGAUCAAAAAUAUCAUCAAUAUAAUAAAACUGAGAGAUCAGUGACAGAUACUGUAAGUUCAUUACACAAUAAAUCAGAAGAUCUUUUACCAAAUUCAUUAUACAUUCUUGUUGCCGUUUUAUCUGGUACCAUAGCUGGAAGAACUCGUGGAGUUUUAGCAAAAAUUACGUUGCCAACUGUUUUCGGAUUGACCGCUUUUAAAUAUUUUUUGCCUCAAACAUUUAAUAACACCGCUGGAUUCUUUUGGAAAUUAGAAAAAGAAAAUGUACCUCAAAUAGCUGCUCAACAAGAGUCUGCUUACAAUAGUGCUGUGGGGUUAGUACAUUCUAUCGAAGAAACUACUGAAAGUGGGAAAAAAAGUAUUGAAAAUGGUACUAAAUCAUUGAAGAAAUCUAUUGCCAACAUCACUGGUUUGAAUCUUGACGAGGAGGUAUCCAAGAAAUAA
Molecule: messenger RNA, 747 nt
Organism: Candida dubliniensis CD36
Lineage: Eukaryota; Fungi; Ascomycota; Pichiomycetes; Serinales; Debaryomycetaceae
Exons: 1
Coding region: 1-747 (248 amino acids)
Biological process (GO): cristae formation
Cellular component (GO): mitochondrial crista junction; MICOS complex
Source: RefSeq, a predicted model, not a curated record